AUGUCACACAAACAUCAAAGACGUGUAUAUCCACAACAGCAGUACGAGGCCUCGCCUGCCCAGCCUUCGGCUGGUAUGCCAGGGAUGGGAAUGCAAGAUCAGAUGUACAAUGCUGGUGUUCCACAACCACAACAAUUCAAUCAACAAUUUGGUGUUCCAGUACAACAACAGCAGCAACAGCAAUUUAAUCAACAACUUGACCAAACUACUAAUGCUAUGGGAAAUAUGAAUAUGAAUGCUCCAAAUGGUAUGGUUGAUCCAAACGCGAUGUACCAACCACAACAGCAACAACCUCAACAGCAACAACAACAACAACAGGGUUACCCACAACAAGGUUACCCACAGCAAGGUUAUGCACCACAAUAUGGUCAACAAGGUUUUGCACAACCUCAAGAGGGAUUUAAUCCAGAUAAGGUUCCAAGAGAGCACAACGAAUUGUACCCAACAGAUUUAUUAAAUGAUCUUCCACCUCCAAUCGCUGAAUUAUCUUUACCUCCACCUCCUUUACAAAUUCCACCUCAAAAGAUGUUAGUUCCAUCUGAAGAAGCCAAUGCUUCCUCUGAUUUUAUCAGAUGUACUUUGAAUGCUGUACCAAAGAACAACUCCUUAUUGAAGAAAACUAAACUGCCAUUGGGUUUAGUAAUUAGACCUUACCAACAUCUACAUGAUGAUAAUGCUCCUCCACCUUUAGAUGAUAGUAUGUUGAUCGUCAGAUGUCGUCGUUGUCGUAUCUAUAUUAAUCCAUUUGUCACUUUCCUUUCUGGUGGGAAUAAGUGGAGAUGUAACUUUUGUAGACUGGCUAAUGAAGUCCCGGCUAAAAUCGAUAUGGACAAGUUUGAAGCCCAAAUGAACCGUUACGAAAGAUCUGCUUUAAAGUGUGGUGUAAUGGAAUAUCUAGCACCAAAGGAGUAUACCGUUAGACAACCAUCUCCUACUGUUUAUGUUUUCAUAUUAGAUGUUUCUCAAGCAGCUCAAAAGGAAGGUCUAUUAUCUACUGCUGUUAGAACUAUCUUGGAUACUUUAGAUGAAUUACCAAACCAUGAUAAUAGAACUAGAGUCUCCAUUAUGUGUGUCGAUAAUGCUCUACAUUACUUCGCUAUUCCAAGUGAUGACUCCAAUGAAAAUACCCAAAUGUUAGAUGUAUGUGACAUCGAUGAACCAUAUAAUCCAAGACCUGGUAAUUUGGUUGUAUCUUUGACUGCUGCCAGACAAAACAUCGAAAAAUUAUUAGGUCAAAUUCCACAAAUAUUCGAAGGAAAUAUUUUGAGUAAGUUCGCAUUAGGUCCUGCUUUGAAGUCCGCCUUCGAAUUAAUUCGUUCUACUGGUGGUAAAAUUAUUGUUGUAUCAGCUACAUUACCAAACCAUGGUAUUGGUAAAUUAAGCCCAAGAAAUGAAAAGGGUGUUUCAAAUACUCAAAAGGAAACUUCUCAAUUGUUGUCCUGUCAAGAUGGGUUCUAUAAGAAUUUCACUAUUGAUUGUAACAAAGCCCAAAUUGGUAUUGAUUUAUUCUUAGCCUCUUCAGGUUAUGUUGAUUUUGCAUCUCUAUCCAAUUUGGCUCGUUACACUGGUGGUCAGACUCAUAUGUAUCCUGGUUUCAAUGCUGCCAUAAUGGCUGAUGUCACCAAGUUUUCAACAGAAUUCUCUAGACAUUUAUCAAUGGAUACUUCUACUGAAGCUGUCCUAAGAGCUCGUGGUUCUAUCGGUAUUAGAAUGCAAUCAUUCUACGGUCAUUUCUUUAAUAGACAAUCUGACUUAUUGGCUUUGUCAACUUUACCAAGAGAUCAAUCAUAUGUGUUUGAAAUGACAAUGGACGAUAAUUUGGUCAUGCCAUACUGUUAUGUCCAAGUUGCCGCUUUGCUAACUUUGAAUAAUUCUGAACGUAGAAUCAGAGUAAUUACUGUAGCCCUUCCAACAACUGAAAAUAUUAGAGAAGUUUUUGCAUCUGCAGAUCAAUUGGCUAUGACAGAUUUCUACACUCAAAAGGCUGUUUCAAAGGCUAUGAAUAACAGUAUAGAAGAGGCUAGAGAAUUAAUCAAUAAGAGUGUCUUAGACAUUCUUAACGCAUACAAGAAGGAAACUAUUAGCUCGAAUACACCAGGUGGUGUUCCAUUACAAUUGUGCACAAAUUUAAGAAUGUUCCCAUUGUUAAUGAAUUCUUUGAAAAAACAUCAAGCACUAAUGCCAUCUGUUCUUCCUAGUGACCACAGAGCUAAUGCAUUAAACUACUUGGAAUCUGCUCCAUUAAAAUAUCUAAUCAAGGCAAUCUAUCCAACUAUUUACGCUUUACAUGAAAUGGCUGAUGAAGCUGGUCUGCCAGGUGAAGAUGGUUCUAUUGUCCUACCUGAUCCUAUCAAUGACAGCAUGGAAUUCUUCGCUAAAUAUGGUCUUUAUCUGAUAGAUAACGGUACAGAAUUGUUCCUAUGGAUUGGUGGUGAAGCUAUCCCAGAAUUGGUUAAUGAUGUAUUUGGUCAACAAUCUGUUUAUGAAAUUCCUGUUGGUAAGAGUGAAUUGCCAGUUGUAGAAGGUUCUGAAUUUAACGAAAAAGUUAGAAAUAUUAUCAACAAGAUAAGACAAAAUGAUGAGGUCAUUACUUAUCAAGUACUAUAUAUCAUUUACGGACCUGUUCCAAAUGAAAUACAGAAUGCUAAUACCAACAGUUUAAGAUCUUUAAGAAUGUGGGCCCUAAGUAAUUUGGUAGAAGAUAGGAGUCAAAUCGGUGAAGGUUAUCGCGAAUAUUUACAAAACAUGAAAUCAAAGCUGACCAAAUAG
Maudiozyma saulgeensis is the source of this 2769-nucleotide messenger RNA. Lineage: Eukaryota; Fungi; Ascomycota; Saccharomycetes; Saccharomycetales; Saccharomycetaceae. The record is from the annotation of a GenBank genome assembly.